UUUAAACCCUAAUUCCAAAACCCCACCCCUUAACUCUAAACCCUAAGGUUUGGAUUAAUUAACCCAAGGGGUAUAAGUGUAUAUUACCUCUUUAAUGAAACCUAUUUUUGUGACUUUUAGCCUUGAGUGCUACUUUGGGAACAAAAACUUGGUUUAGUGCUAUUUUAGUCUUUUUCUCUAUAUAUAUAUACAUAACACAUAUAUUAAGGACCCCAAUGGAAAGAACCUCUAUUGGAGGUGCUCUAAUUGUUUAAUUCCCUAAGAUAAUAGUUUUCAAAUCUGCCUUAUAUCAUUCGACUACGUUUGUGUGGAGUGGAUGAACCCAUUUGAACAUCUCAACAUGAAAAACGAGUUUUUUGUCCGAUGCCUAGUUUCUUGUCCGAUACCUUGUGAGCCUAAUCCUUGACAUGUUUGCCAACGAUAACAUUCUGCAUUCAAUUUGUCAAUCACAACAUUUAUCUUUGUAUAUAUAGCAAACCAAAUGAACAAAAAUUUCUGUAUCUAAACUCAUAAAUCCUUUUGUAUGUAAAAAUGGCUAUGAUAGGCUUAUUUGGAGUCUUCAUAGCAUUCAUUUUCUUCGUUAUAUACCAAUGUUUCUUUCUUUGCAAGAAAUCUCACAAUUUGCUUUCGCUGAAGAACUGGCCUUUCCUCGGGAUGCUUCCCGGAAUGCUCUUCAAUAUCCCUCGAAUUUUUGAUUGGCUUUCUGAGGUUCAUGAGGCCAACGAUAUGACAUUCGCUUUCAAAGGGCCAUGGUUUAGUGGAACAGACAUGUUGUUCACGGUUGAUCCAAGGAAUAUCAAUCACAUGCUCAACUCAAACUUUGCGAAAUCUAAAGGACCAGAAUUCAAGAAGAUCUUUGAUAUCUUGGGAGAUGGAAUCGUAACCGCUGAUAUGGAAUUAUGGGAGGAUCUGAGGAAGUCGGGUCACGCCUUAUUCCACCAUCAGAACUUCCUGAAGCUCUCUGUAAGCAGCACUACAAGUAAGUUAAAGGAUGAUCUUGUUCCAUUUCUUGAUAAAGCUGCUGAGGAAAACAUUGUCAUAGACUUACAAGAUGUGUUCAAGAGAUUCAUGUUUGAUACUGCCUCCAUUUUGAUGACUGGUUAUGAUCAAAUGUCUCUAUCCUAUGAAAUUCCCGGAUAUGAGUUUGGUGAAGCUGCGGACUUCUCUGAAGAAGCUAUCUUCUAUAGACAUCUCAAACCGGUGAUCUUGUGGAGGCUUCAAAACCUGAUUGGUGUUGGAAUUGAGAGGAAGAUACGAAGUGCUUCGGAGAUUUUCAACAUUUUGUUUGGGAAGAUCAUAUCUUCAAGAAGAAAAGAAGAGAUAAGUCGCGUGAAAAAAGAGCCAGGAAUUGACGCAGUAACAUAUUAUAUGAACGUGGACACGACCAAAUAUAAGCUCUUGAAGCCGGGUAAUGAUACAUUUAUAAGAGAUGUUGUUUUGAGUCUAUUGUUGGCAGGAAGGGACACCACAAGCUCAGCUCUCACUUGGUUCUUUUGGCUUCUUUCUAAGCAUCCUCAUGUUAUGACCAAGAUCCGACAAGAGAUCCACACAAACUUUGAUCCCACAGACCUAGAGAAGCUCGUGUAUCUACACGCUGCGUUGUUGGAAUCAAUGAGACUUUACCCGCCGGUUCCCUUCAACCACAAGUCUCCUUCAAAGUCAGAUGUGCUUCCAAGCGGGCACAGAGUUGAAGCAGAAUCAAAGAUUGUGAUCUGUAUCUAUGCAUUGAGUAGAAUGAGAUCUGUAUGGGGAGAAGACGCAUCAGAAUUUAAACCAGAGAGAUGGAUUUCAGAGAAUGGAGGGCUCAAACGUGAACCUUCAUCAAAGUACUUGGUUUUUAAUGCUGGUCCAAGAACUUGCUUGGGUAAACAUUUAGCUCUUUUGCAGAUGAAGAUGGUCGCUAUGGAGAUCAUACAAAAGUAUGAUUUCAAGGUCGUUGAAGGUCAAAAGAUAGAACCAGUCCCCUCUAUCAUACUCCGUAUGAAACAUGGUCUUAAAGUUACAGUCACGAAGAAUAUAUGAUUCUUAUGUUUGUCUGGUUUCUACGAUAACUAUUAGUUUUCCCUUGUCGAUAUGAAAUGCGUUAUAGUAUGUACUCUAUUAAAAUAGAAGUCACAACAUCAUUUCUUGCGUGAUU
Brassica rapa (field mustard) is the source of this 2137-nucleotide messenger RNA. RefSeq names its product alkane hydroxylase MAH1-like. The record is from RefSeq and is a predicted model, not a curated record. Gene Ontology annotation, molecular function: monooxygenase activity; iron ion binding; oxidoreductase activity, acting on paired donors, with incorporation or reduction of molecular oxygen. NCBI's taxonomy places the organism in Eukaryota, Viridiplantae, Streptophyta, Magnoliopsida, Brassicales, Brassicaceae.